Lachnellula hyalina is the source of this 1803-nucleotide messenger RNA. RefSeq names its product WD repeat-containing protein (gene slp1). Lineage: Eukaryota; Fungi; Ascomycota; Leotiomycetes; Helotiales; Lachnaceae. The transcript is spliced from 2 exons. Gene Ontology annotation, molecular function: anaphase-promoting complex binding; ubiquitin ligase activator activity; protein binding. The record is from RefSeq and is a predicted model, not a curated record. Gene Ontology annotation, cellular component: anaphase-promoting complex. The coding region runs from base 1 to 1803 and encodes 600 amino acids. Gene Ontology annotation, biological process: positive regulation of anaphase-promoting complex-dependent catabolic process; positive regulation of ubiquitin protein ligase activity; anaphase-promoting complex-dependent catabolic process.
AUGGCAACCGCAGUAUCAACCCCCAUAAAGUCCCACAUGGGCAUGUUCUCCACCCGUACCGCUGGCGGACGGAUGCCCUUGACCCCUUCUCCUCGCCAACAUGCAGCAGCAAUGUCGAAGAACAACAACAGAUCCUCGCCCUACACACCAGAGAGGAAGACAUUGGACAAUGAGAACAUCAAGACAUCGUCAGUGUACAGUGGAAACUUAUCAUCACACUUCGCCAAGUCGGCUUCAAGAACAUCACACCGCGACUCGCCAAAGUCAAAUAUCGCCAGAAACGCACAAACCCCCCGUCGUGCUCUGGAACUCGGUGUCUCCGACUUUGCCCUUACCGGUACUGCUGGUUGCAAGACACCUAGCAGCAGCCGAUCAAGAAAGGCUCCUCUACGUCAACAAAAGUCCACCAAGACCACUCUAUCAUACGGCGAUCGGUUCAUCCCAAACCGUGCUGCAAGCUCAGCAAUUGCAACAGUUGGCUCAGGCAAACUCGACCUCGGUGACAAGCAAAGACCCAAGUCCAGUACUGGAGAGGGUUCAUCAGCUCUUGCAUCUGCUGCCGACGAUGCACUGGCUGCUAUGGGAUCAUUGUCAUUGUCUGACGAUGAGCCAUCUACCUACUCUCGUCCAUCACCAAACACUGUCGCAUACCAAGACUCGUUAGCAUCAGCUUGUGGUGUCUCCCUCAACCAACGCAUCCUUGCCUUCAAGCCAGCUGCCCCCGAGUCAUCCAAGCCAGUUGAUCUCCGCUCCCAAUACAACCGUCCUCUCAAGAACGCCAAUGCUGCCUCUGCUCAAUUCAGACGCCGUGUUGCAACAGCCCCAGAGCGAGUCCUUGAUGCUCCUGGUCUCGUGGACGAUUACUACCUCAACCUCCUCGAUUGGUCUUCCAACAACCAAGUUGCUAUUGGUCUCGAACGCAAUGUCUAUGUCUGGUCAGCUGAGUCUGGCACCGUCAGCUCUCUAUUGGAGACUAGCCCAGAUACCUAUGUCAGCAGUGUCAAAUGGUCUGGCGAUGGAGCCUAUGUCAGUGUUGGGCUCGGAACAGGAGAGAUCCAAAUCUGGGACGUUGAGGAGGGAACUAAGCUUCGUAGCAUGCACGGUCACGACACCCGCGUCGGUGUAAUGGGAUGGAACAAGCACACCCUGUCAACUGGUGCUCGAUCUGGCUUGGUCUUCAACCAUGAUGUCCGCAUUGCUCAACACAAGAUUGCCGAGCUCGUUUCCCACACUUCCGAAGUCUGUGGUCUUGAAUGGCGUGCUGAUGGUGCUCAACUCGCUACCGGUGGCAACGACAACCUCGUUUCUAUCUGGGAUGCUCGCUCCUUGGCCGUUCCUAAGUUCACCAAGACCAACCACAAAGCUGCUGUCAAGGCUCUUAGUUGGUGCCCUUGGGCACCCAACGUCCUUGCCACAGGAGGUGGAUCAUACGAUCGUCAUAUCCACUUCUGGAACACCACUACCGGUGCUCGUGUCAACAGCAUCGAUACUGGAUCCCAAGUCACCAGCCUUCGAUGGAGCCCUCAUUACCGUGAGAUCGUCAGCACCAGCGGCUUCCCAGACAACUCCAUCAGCAUCUGGAGCUACCCUACCUUGGUUCGUAACGUUGAGAUCCCAGCACACGAGACCCGAGUCCUUCACAGCUGCCUCAGUCCAGAUGGACAGAUGCUAGCAACAGCUGCUGCCGAUGAGAGCUUGAAGUUCUGGAAGGUCUUUGAAAAGAAGGCUGGCGCUGCUUCCUCGGCAAGCGUGUCAGGUGCUUCUGGAAAGGCUGAUAUGGUCAAGCAAAUGACCAUCCGUUAG